ACUCCAUUUUCUUAUGAAUGGAAAGUGAAAACCCCUGUUCCGCUUAAAUUGGGUUCCUUCCUGUCCUGAGAAACAUAGAGACCCCCAAAAGGGAAGCAGAGGAGAGAGAGACCCACACCCAGACCCCGCGAGAAGAGAUGACCAUGACCACCAUGCCAGAAAGUCUCAACAGCCCCGUGUCGGGCAAGGCGGUGUUUAUGGAGUUUGGGCCGCCCAACCAGCAAAUGUCUCCUUCUCCCAUGUCCCACGGGCACUACUCCAUGCACUGUUUACACUCGGCGGGCCAUUCGCAGCCCGACGGCGCCUACAGCUCGGCCUCGUCUUUCUCCCGACCGCUGGGCUACCCCUACGUCAACUCGGUCAGCAGCCACGCGUCCAGCCCCUACAUCAGUUCGGUGCAGUCCUACCCGGGCAGCGCCAGCCUCGCCCAGAGCCGCCUGGAGGACCCAGGGGCUGACUCCGAGAAGAGCACGGUGGUGGAAGGCGGUGAAGUACGUUUCAAUGGGAAGGGGAAAAAGAUCCGCAAACCCAGGACGAUUUAUUCCAGUUUGCAGUUGCAGGCUUUGAACCGGAGGUUCCAGCAAACUCAGUACCUAGCUCUGCCCGAGAGGGCGGAGCUCGCGGCCUCCUUGGGACUCACGCAGACGCAGGUCAAGAUCUGGUUCCAGAACAAACGCUCCAAGUUCAAGAAGCUGAUGAAGCAGGGCGGGGCGGCUCUGGAGGGUAGCGCGCUGGCCAACGGCCGGGCGCUGUCUGCCGGCUCCCCGCCGGUGCCGCCUGGCUGGAACCCCAACUCCUCAUCCGGGAAGGGCUCGGGCGGCAGCGCGGGCUCCUACAUCCCCAGCUACACGUCGUGGUACCCCUCGGCGCACCAAGAAGCUAUGCAGCAACCCCAGCUCAUGUGA
Messenger RNA from Equus quagga, 905 nucleotides. It is a transcript of the gene DLX1, whose product is annotated as distal-less homeobox 1. The transcript is spliced from 3 exons. Lineage: Eukaryota; Metazoa; Chordata; Mammalia; Perissodactyla; Equidae. Bases 138 to 905 code for a protein of 255 amino acids. The record is from RefSeq and is a predicted model, not a curated record. Gene Ontology annotation, molecular function: RNA polymerase II cis-regulatory region sequence-specific DNA binding; DNA-binding transcription factor activity, RNA polymerase II-specific. Gene Ontology annotation, biological process: cell differentiation; embryo development; negative regulation of transcription by RNA polymerase II.